ACUUAAUUUUCCUGGUCCUGUCGUUCUCCGAUAUAUCCUAAAGGCCCACCCUGCUGGCUCGUGGCCGUUCGUGCAUCCGUACCUACAUAUCUAACCCACCAUCCACCCUUCUACCCCCCGACCUCGUUCUUUUUUGCACUUUGCCUGCCACAAAAGAGCUGCAAGUUUGUCGUGUCCCUGCACCAACAGACAACCCGCCCCCAAGGAACCCCAAGACGCCCGCCCAAUCCUAAGCAAGACCGUUGGAUCGUAGCUAGGCAAAUACCACAGUGAAUUCAAUUGCGAAAAGGAUCGAGCGUCAGCUGUCAAUUAGUCGCAAAGCAAGGCGAGCCGCCCAAACUAGCCCGAGACUAUUAUUAGCAGAGCGAUAGAGAGCAAGGGAAGCUUUCCAAUAUUAAGGCACAACCAAAAAUUAGUAGCACGACGGUUUUUGAAACCAAAACACCAAAAGUCAAGUUUCAACAGUCGAGGUUGAGCUGGGGUUUUUAAUCGAGAAAAGAAGAAGAGAGGAUAUUCGAAAAUUCGACGGCAUUAGAAUCGCCGCAAGGAAACGGCCUUUCCCACCUUUGCUUUCUGGACAAAGCAAUUGGUACUAAUUAAAGGCCUAUCCCGGCGACAAGAUGUCUCUAAAGCAGGAAAUAGAAACGUGGGUAUCGGCCCUGAGCCGGUAUGACAACAAUGAGUUCGAGGAGGCGCUCAAAGAGUUCGACGGCAUUUCGGAUACGUCCAAGAUCCUAUUCAACAUGGGUGUUAUACAUGCGACGCUAGGAGAGCACGAAAAAGCUGUCGAAUGCUACCAGAGGGCAAUCCAACUAGAUCAAUACCUGGCUGUGGCCUAUUUCCAGCAAGGAGUGUCGAAUUUCUUACUAGGCGACUUCGAAGAGGCGCUAGCGAAUUUCAACGACACCCUGCUAUAUCUCCGAGGCAACACGAUGAUCGAUUAUGCGCAGUUGGGUCUGCUUUUCAAGCUAUACUCUUGCGAGGUCUUGUUCAACAGAGGUCUCUGCUAUAUCUAUCUACAGCAAAAGGAGGCGGGUUUACAAGACUUGAAUUAUGCAGUGAAGGAGAAGGUGGUAGAGGAUCACAAUGUCAUCGACGAGGCUAUCAGGGAAGAGGCCGAGGGCUACACCGUAUUCUCCAUCCCCGUCGGCGUCGUAUACCGACCCAACGAAGCCAAGGUGCGAAAUUUGAAGACCAAGGACUACCUAGGCAAGGCCCGCCUAGUCGCCGCCUCCGACAGGGCGAACGCAUUCACAGGCUUCGCCGGAUCCGAGAUCAAGAACGCGGGGAGAGCCGCCGAGAAGGACGACCGUCCGACGGAGAACCUCUCGUUCGCGGCGACGAACCUGGUCAAGCCGGGCUUGCAGAGCAGGAGGCAGCAGUCGGAGCCGCCGGCAAGCCGCAACGCGUUCCCGCCGACGCCGCCGCCCGAGAACGACAAGCCAGCGUCGACGAUGAGCCGGGGCGCGUCCGUCCGCAACGGGCCCAAGCCGAUGCCGGCACGCCUCAAUAUCCCCGAGACGGGCAAGAGCAGCCGCUACGACAAGACCAGCUCGCCGCAGAGCGAGCGCAAGGCGCCCUCGCGCGCCAUGUCCGAGGCCCGGUCACCGCCCCAGCGGUCCUACUCCAGGGCCGACGGGCCCCGCACCCGGCGCUCGAGGAACGAGGACGACGGGUACCCGGACGACGUGUACGAUAUGUACGGCAGCGGCAAUGGAGGAGGAGGGGGAGGCAAAUCGCAGAGCCGAAGGAACCAGGCAAGGUACAUCGAGGAAGAGGAGGAGGCGAGCGACUACGACUCGUUCGACGAGGGCGACUUCGAGAUGAUCUCGAACCGGCGCCCGGGCACGUCGGUGGCGGGCGGGUCGUCGCGGGGCGGGUCGCGGCGCCCGGACAUCCGCAAGGUGCGGAUCAAGGUGCACGCCGAGGACGUGCGGUACGUGAUGGUGCCGACGACGGUCGAGUUCCCGGACCUGGCGGACCGGAUCCGCGAUAAGUUCGGGCUGAGGCGCCGGUUCAAGCUCAAGGUCAAGGACGAGGAUUCGCCUGGCUCGGCCGAGAUGAUUACGAUGGGCGACCAGGAUGAUCUGGAGAUGGUGAUGAUGAGUGUUAAGUCGCAGGCGAGGAAGCAGAGGCUGGAUAUGGGGAAAUUGGAGAUAUGGGUGCAAGAAAUCUAGACGUUUUUUCUCUCCUUCGUGUGCGGCAAUGACGAUUACAACGAUACCCAAAAACAAUUGCGAUCCGACUUCAUACGACGUAAUGAAGAAGUCUCUAUUUGGCUUCACUCACCAUUUACAAUAUACAAUUCAUUUGGUUUUAAACUACUCCCUAUCUAUCUACCUAUUACCAUUUAUUACCUACUUUAUUUUAUUUUACCGUCUUCUUUUUUUUACAUCCAAUUCAUAUACAUCAUAUUCUUUUUUUAUUGAAAAGCCUAGUUUCUAAAUAAAUAUCCUAAGAUCUCGCGUAACGAGUGGGAAUCCCGCGGGCUGAUUUCAGGUUUUGUCUGCAAUGCGUUAUGAAACGAAAAGCGCGACAGUUUCAAGAUCGACUCCCUAUUUGCCACUCCCAACUCCCAAUCCCAACCCCCAUCUAAC
Annulohypoxylon truncatum is the source of this 2597-nucleotide messenger RNA. RefSeq lists its product as uncharacterized. The transcript has 5 exons. Lineage: Eukaryota; Fungi; Ascomycota; Sordariomycetes; Xylariales; Hypoxylaceae. Bases 621 to 2177 code for a protein of 518 amino acids. Gene Ontology annotation, molecular function: protein binding. The record is from RefSeq and is a predicted model, not a curated record.